Molecule: messenger RNA, 1362 nt
Organism: Adineta steineri
Lineage: Eukaryota; Metazoa; Rotifera; Eurotatoria; Adinetida; Adinetidae
Source: the annotation of a GenBank genome assembly
AUGUUAUCCUAUUUACAACCUCAACUAGGACCUGAAUCGAUGCUUGCCAUCUGUUCAACAUCUUCGGAUGAAGGAAAUAAAUCAAUAUAUCCAAAUGAAGAUGAUACUGAUGGAAUUUUCAAUCCUACAUCUACAGCAAUAGUAACAGCUUCUUCAUCUUCACGUAUUUCAUAUUCUCAUCCACAUCAUCAUCCUCAUCAUCAUCGAUCACCAGUACCAUUCGUUUAUGGACAUACAACAACACCACCAGCAUAUGGAUUUGGUUUUGGUUUAUAUGAAGAUAUGUCUUCGUUUACUGAUACAAGUCGAACACCAUAUACAUUUAUUCAUACAACAAAACGUGCUGAUCCAAAUAUAGAUGUUAAACUUGAAAAUCUUGAUCUAUGGAAACGUUUUGCUGCACUUAAUUUAGAAAUGAUUAUAACAAAAAAUGGACGGCGUAUGUUUCCAACCUAUAAAGUUUCAUUAUCUGGACUUGAUCCAGCAAGCAAAUAUAUAAUCUAUAUGGAUGUUGUACCAGUUGAUAAUCAUCGAUAUAAACAUCAUAAUUCUCAAUGGAUGAUUACUGGUGCAGCUGAGCCACAUAUGCCAGGACGAUUUUAUCCUCAUCCGGAUAGUAAUUCAACAGGAGCACAAUUAAUGAAACAACCAUUAUCAUUCGGUAAACUUAAAUUAACCAAUAAUACAGCUGAUCAAAAUGGACAUAUUGUAUUAAAUUCUAUGCAUAAAUAUCUACCUCGUCUUCAUAUAAUUCAAGCAAUGAAUUCAUCAAAUAAUGAUAUAAAAUUAUCUAUGGCACCAUUUGAUAAUGUCAAUGUAUUCGUUUUUCCAGAGACUCAAUUUAUUGCCGUAACUGCUUAUCAAAACGAACACGUCACUCGAUUAAAAAUCGAUAAUAAUCCAUUUGCAAAAGGUUUUCGUGAAAAUAAUGGACAUGCAAGUCGAAAAGAUACAAAAUCAGUCAAACGACAUAUUGAAAAUGGUUAUGAACGAAGACUUAAAUGUGAUGAUCUAUAUACAACACCAGAAUCAUCAAAACGACGUAAAUCAAGUUCUGGAGAAGAAGAUCAAACACCUCCAUCACGUGUUGUACCUACAAGUAGUACAGUUGAUGUUCCUGAUUCAACGACUCCAUUUACAGAUUCCUAUGAACAUCAAUUUCAUUCUUCUCAAACACAUUUCUAUGAUCCAAAUUUAUAUGCAUCGCCCUAUUCUCGAUUUACUCCAACAUAUCCAUUUACUUAUUCACCAAUGGGACCAACUUCUUCAACCAAUCCAUUCACAUUAGCAGCAGCUGCUGCAAGUCGUUAUUCAUCACCUUACACAUUUCCGUCACCAUACUACCAACAUUCAACUUCAUAA